ACUAUUAGUAGAUUUUAAACAUUAUAAUGUCAACACUGUAUCUUUUUUUUUUCGUUCUUUCUUCCGGUUGACAGCCAAAAGCAAGAUGCGUUCCGUCACGCUCAAGGAUGUUGAACAAGACAAAGUCGUCAAGACCGUCGCUGCCCACUUGAAAAAGACGGGCAAGGUCAAGGUCCCAGAACACAUGGACCUUGUGAAGACCGCUCGCUUCAAGGAGCUGGCUCCCUACGACCCCGACUGGUUCUAUGUACGCUGUGCCGCCAUUCUGCGUCACAUCUACAUCCGCUCCCCAGUCGGAGUCAAGACUGUCACCAAGAUCUUUGGUGGCCGCAAACGUAAUGGUGUCACACCCUCACACUUCUGCAGAUCGUCUGGCAGCAUCGCCCGCAAGGCGCUCCAGGCCCUGGAAGCCUUGAAGCUCGUCGAGCAAGUCCAAGAUGGUGGCCGCAUCCUCACCGUCCAGGGCAGGCGUGAUCUCGACAGGAUCGCCGCUCAGGUCAAGCUAAAGGCCAAGCAGGCGGCUAAGCAGCAAGUCAUCGUGCUGUAAAAUGUAAUAAAAAUAUAACAAAA
Molecule: messenger RNA, 570 nt
Organism: Cydia amplana
Lineage: Eukaryota; Metazoa; Arthropoda; Insecta; Lepidoptera; Tortricidae
Gene: RpS19a
Product: small ribosomal subunit protein eS19A
Exons: 4
Coding region: 86-547 (153 amino acids)
Biological process (GO): ribosomal small subunit assembly; translation
Cellular component (GO): cytosolic small ribosomal subunit; ribosome
Molecular function (GO): RNA binding; structural constituent of ribosome
Source: RefSeq, a predicted model, not a curated record